AUGAAAUAUGUAUAUUUAUCACUGUUAAUUAUUUUUCUUGGCGUAUGUUUAGCUUUUACCACAGACUCCCAAUAUUAUGAAGUGGACGAUCACCACGAUGAAAGUAUACAUGACGUGCAAGAAGAUGAAAAUUCUGAUGUCGAAAACAAGUACAUUGAAGCGAUGACCCAAAAAUUGUCAUCAAUGAGUAAGUCUCGAGACACGCAAGUAGUAACAAAUUGUGUUGAUAACAUUUUAGCUACGGACGAUGUGAAAAACCACAUCAAGGACAUUGUUCGCGGGUUUUCUGAUAAGGGAUUCGAGGACUGUGACACUAUCCAAGAUGGUUUUCUGGAUGCAACCGAAGUGGAAUGUUUCAUUUCUGAAAAAAUGGGAUUUGACAUGAAAAAACCUGGAGAACAAAUUGUGGCCCAUUAUGAUAAGGAUAUGAAUGACAAACUAGAUAAAGAUGAAGUCUGGAACAUUGUUGAAAACAAAAACGACGACCUAUAUGAAGUGAAACCAUCUACAGUUGAGAUGAAUAUGAAGUUGUUACAAGGGCUCCAGGGAGCCGACGACGAGGCUCCAGCUCUUCCAGGUCAAGGGAUUUUCUUCUAG
This is a messenger RNA of Caenorhabditis briggsae, 597 nucleotides long. Bases 1 to 597 code for a protein of 198 amino acids. The transcript has 4 exons. The record is from RefSeq and is a predicted model, not a curated record. Lineage: Eukaryota; Metazoa; Nematoda; Chromadorea; Rhabditida; Rhabditidae.